This is a messenger RNA of Theobroma umbraticum, 2787 nucleotides long. Its product is annotated as HAD-superfamily hydrolase, subfamily IG, 5'-nucleotidase. The record is from RefSeq and is a predicted model, not a curated record. NCBI's taxonomy places the organism in Eukaryota, Viridiplantae, Streptophyta, Magnoliopsida, Malvales, Malvaceae. Gene Ontology annotation, molecular function: 5'-nucleotidase activity.
CUCCAUCUUCAAUCCUUUUUUUAUUUUACUGCAACGUUUCAUUUCUCCCCCGGGUGGCUGGGAUCGGAAGCAUUAAUUCCCUCCUUUUUGCACCGCUGUUCCUCUGCCAGCAUGGAUAAUUCGAUUCCGAUUCCGAUUCCAGAUGGGAAUAAUCCUUCUUUUUCCUGUUUCCCAAACAACGGAAUUAGUUCAAUUUAAUUGUUAGAUGUCUGCUCCUCCACCUCCUCAUCUUGUUGUGACAGUUGCAACCUCAUUGCCAACUUGUAACCGCACAUUUCCAAAUUUUUCAUCAUCAGAAUCAGAUUCUCUGUCUUCGACAUUUCCACUCAACUCCCUCGCCCUCUCCCCGAGAUGCCUAUUUAGUUCCACCAUGCGAAUUCCCAAGAAACCCGUUGCCUUUUGCCUCUCCCUCUUCUUCCCUGACUUUCCCGCUCCUUUUUCCUCCCGGAUUCUUCGUUUCUCCUCCGGAUUUCCCGCCAAAAUUAAAGCUAUCCACGCUGCAGGGGCUAAUCAGUGGCACGCUCAUUACUCAAUGGACUAUAGCCCUAGUACCGUGUUAGGUGACAAAGCAUCACAGUCUCAUCUCAUGGACAGCAGCAAUGGUGGUGAGAAUCCAUGUGUAUGGUCAUCUCCUGAAGGAGGAUGUAAAAUUGACAUAGGAAAACAAAUUUUCUGCAACAGAUCAUUGAAUAUGAGGAAUAUUGUUGCGGUUGGCUUUGAUAUGGAUUAUACCUUGGCACAGUACAAACCUGAGACUUUUGAGUCCCUUGCAUAUGAAGGCACAACCAGGAAAUUGGUCUAUGAUUUGGGCUAUCCUCAAGAGUUACUGGCAUGGACAUUUGAUUGGAAGUACAUGGUUAGAGGCUUGGUUCUAGACAAAAAGAGAGGCAACAUCUUAAAGAUGGAUCGGCAUAAGUAUGUGAAAGUUGCAUACCAUGGGUUCAGAGAGUUGUCCAAAGAAGAUAAAGUUGGAACCUACGGCAAUACACUCAUACGAGAUUCUUUUGAUGAGCCAGAUUAUGCCCUUAUUGAUACACUCUUUUCACUAGCUGAAGCGUACUUGUUUGCUCAACUUGUUGAUUUUAAGGACAAUAAUCCAGGGAAAGUUCCAGAGGGUGCUGAUUACUCUCGCAUGUACAAAGAUGUUCGGGCUGCUGUUGAUUUGUGCCACCGGGAUGGAACCUUAAAGCAAAUGGUUGCAAAGGAUCCUAAAAGGUAUAUCAACGAGGACACCUCAAUGGUACCUAUGCUCAAAAUGCUAAGAGAUUCUGGCCGUUCGACAUUCUUGGUAACAAAUAGUUUAUGGGACUACACAAAUAUUGUAAUGAAUUUUCUCUGUGCAUCCCGUACAAUGGAUGGUGGCAACACAUGCAAUUUUGAUUGGCUCCAAUAUUUUGAUGUAGUCAUCACUGGCAGUGCAAAACCUGGCUUCUUCCAUGACAACCGUGCCAAUCUUUUUGAGGUUGAACCUGAGUCUGGAAUGCUCCUCAAUACUGACAAUGGAACUCCUAUGCCUCGGGUGGGAAGUACUUCACCAAAUGUGCUACCAAAGGGAUUAAACAAAAGUUGUCGAGUCUUCCAGGGAGGCAGUGUUGGUCAUCUACAUAAGUUGCUCUCCAUAGAGUCAAGUUCACAGGUGCUUUAUGUUGGGGAUCAUAUCUAUGGAGAUAUUUUGCGCAGCAAGAAGGUUCUUGGAUGGAGAACGAUGCUCGUUGUUCCAGAGCUUGAGAGGGAGGUUGAAUUGCUUUGGGAGUCAAGAGAUAUGCGGAAGCAACUGAGGAUGUUGAGGAAUGAACGUGAUCUAAUUGAAGACCAUAUUCAUCAUAUGAAAUGGUCUCUUAAGUUUGAAAGUCUUGAUGAAGAUGAAAAGCAGAAAACGACUUCUGCUGUGCAUGAACUGGAGUCUCAAAAGGAUCAAGUGCGACUUUCUCAUCAGCAGGCUCAGCGGGAGUGUCACCAAAAGUUCCAUAAGAUCUGGGGACAACUCAUGAAGACUGGCUAUCAAAACUCUCGCUUUGCUCAUCAAGUUGAGAGAUUUGCCUGCCUUUACACUAGCCAAGUUUCCAACUUAAGCUUGUAUUCCCCAGACAAAUACUACAGACCAAGUGAAGAUUUCAUGCCACACGAAUUCCAUAUUCUUCCAUUGUGAAAUCUGUUCCCAGCCUGAUAACUGCAGGUGUUGCGUUUCAGAAAGAAGCAAAAUAACUCUUCUUUCGGGAUUUGGACGUGUAAAAGUAAAGCCUCAGCCUCAUCAUUUUCUUCUUGUCCCUCAAUCAAUGGAUUCAAUGUAAUUAGAUUUGCUCAAUUGUAUUCUCACUUGACAGAAAAAAGAUGUUUGUAGCCAGCGAACCUUGAUGGUAGAUAUCUCUUUGAUUGUACACCAGAACUCACCGUGAUCAUAAGUUCGAAAAAUGGUUGCUUCCCUUUGGUGGAAAGUUCACAAAUCACGAAGUGUCCAUUAACUUUUCUAUGCCCAUUCUCGUGUCUGGGUUUGGGUCUAAAAGCCGUCAUAUUUUAGCCUUUGCAAGCUUUGAUACAUAGGAUGCGAAGUGAAACCGCCUGCCAUGAAUCCUUUUAUGCAUAGCCACCAGAAUAUUAUCAAAGGAUAAACAAAUAAAAGUACCUCACAAGACCAAGCAUCCGCCUUGGAGCCAUUGUACCCUUUCUUCUAAACCACCUCUGGAGAUUUAGAAGCCUGUGGUUUAAUUGUUCAGAGAGAAAUGAGACAUCAAAAGCCUGAAACUUAGAGAUUACCGCAAUUUUGCCCUAAUAAAAGGUUUCGUGUCU